Molecule: messenger RNA, 1545 nt
Organism: Entamoeba dispar SAW760
Lineage: Eukaryota; Evosea; Mastigamoebida; Endamoebidae
Exons: 1
Coding region: 1-1545 (514 amino acids)
Biological process (GO): cytoplasmic microtubule organization; microtubule nucleation; mitotic cell cycle
Cellular component (GO): equatorial microtubule organizing center; spindle pole; gamma-tubulin small complex
Molecular function (GO): gamma-tubulin binding; microtubule minus-end binding
Source: RefSeq, a predicted model, not a curated record
AUGUGGACAAUUCAAGAAAUUUGUUGUGAAUUAAAUAAGAAGUUUGAUACAUUAAAACCUAUUAGAGAAAUAAUUGAAGUAGUUACAAAAGAAACUAAACCACAAAAAAUUAUUGAAGUUCUUUAUAGUCAAUUACGUCUUUUUGGAGGGAUUGGUACUAGUGUUAAAUUAUUAAAGAAGUUAAUAGAAAAAACAUGUGAACCAUUAAUGAAUUUUAUUUCACAAUGGAUGAGUUGUGGAGAAUUAUUAUAUAAUGAAUUUUUUAUAAAAAAAGAAGAAGAAAAAUAUAUAUUUUAUGAAGAAGAAGUUCCGUGUUGUGUACAACCUCUUGGAAAUGAAAUUUAUAUAACUGGAAAAUAUGUUAAUUCAAUUAAGAGAUAUAGAAUUCAACAUGAAACAGAAUUAUUUCAACAAAUGCUUUUACAUCAAACAUCAGAAAUAGAAGAAGAAAGUAAAGAAGAAAUACCAUCCAUUCAUUUAGAAUCAAUAAAUUUAUUUAAUCCAUUAAAAUUUAAACAGUUAAUUACUAAACAAGCAGAAUCAAUUAAUAAAAUGUUAUUUGUUAUAUUUCAACAUUGUCACAUUGAUGAUACUUUUAAUAAAAUUAGAAAGACUUACUUAUUAGGUGAACCUUCAUUUUAUUAUAAUUUUUUUGAUGUUUCACAUGGAAUAUUAUCAAAUGCAUAUUCAGCAGAUGAAGAAUUACGUUCAACAUAUAAAUUAUUUGAUUCAUUAUUAUUUGAAUUAAAAUCAAUUCAUAUAUCAUCAAAUUGUUUUAGUGUAUCAUUUCAAAAAGAGUUUAUUCAAAAUUAUUUAGAAUUAACAACAACAGAUAAACCAUGUAAUAUGUUUCAAGCAUUUUUAAUACGACUUGUAAUUCCUUUUCCAUUAUCUUUAAUUGUAAAUGAAGAAGCAACUUUAAGGUAUCAAGUUAUAUUUAAAUUUUUAUUUGAUAUUGAGUAUCAUCGUUAUUUAUUAUCUCGUGCAUUUACAAAAAUAAUUUGUAAAUCAACAGAACUUGGAACAAAUAGAAAUUAUAGUACAUUAAGAUUUUACCUUCAACAACUUCUUUUAAUUUGUUCAAAAACAUUAGAAGAAAUAGUAAUAUAUUGUCAGUGUGAUGUUAUUACAAAAUUAUGGAAUAAAUUUAUUGCAACACCAAAAUAUUCUGUUAAUGAUUUAAAAGAAUUACAUUCUAAAUUUUUAAAUGAUUGUUUAACUGGAAUUGGAUUAAAUGAAACAGUAUUAUUUAAUUCUUAUAAUAAAUUAUUAAUUCAUAUUAGAUAUGUACUUCAAACAAUAUAUGCAGUAGAAAAAAUGGCUAAUAGUGGUGAUGAAAAAAUAAAAAAACAACCUGAAAAAAAAGAUUAUGAAAUAUUAGAAUCUUUAAGUGAAGAAACUAGAAUACAAAUGGAUGGAAUUUGUUCUUUAUUACCAAAUACUUCUAUUGAAAAAAGAAAUUGUUGUUUUAAUAGAUUAAAGUUACAACCAAAACAAAGUUUAAGUGAAGAAGAUCCAUUUGCUGAUAUUUUGAAUAAAAAAUAA